This is a messenger RNA of Racocetra fulgida, 135 nucleotides long. NCBI's taxonomy places the organism in Eukaryota, Fungi, Glomeromycota, Glomeromycetes, Diversisporales, Gigasporaceae. The record is from the annotation of a GenBank genome assembly.
UUUGGUUAUGAAAGAUAAUUUUGAUCAAAACAAUAAAUGUUAUUGUUGGUACAAUCCUUCAUAUAUUGUAUAUGAAAAACCAAUUAGAGAUAAAUCAGUUUACGAAAAAUAUCAAUCAGAUUUUUCAGCAGAGGA